AUGUUGGAACAAAAAUGCCUUCAGUUGCUUCUGGCAACUGCAGAUGUUGAUCACCUGUCAUAUAUUGACAGGAAUGCUGUUCUACAGAAUGGGCAACUGCACAAAAAACUCCUGUUGGAGCUCCUGGGGAGUGGACUUCUAGGAUCUUUGAAACCUGUGAAUGAGAAAAGUUCCUACCUCAAAAAAUCCCCUACAGAGACCUCUCUCUCUCUCCCUUUUUCUUAUCUCUGUGGUAUAGGCAGAGACAUCGCUUCCGUGUCAAAGAGAGAGAUUUGCGCGGGAGGCGGAGUUGACCUUUGUGUCUCAUUACUUCUCAAGAUGGCGGAGCCGUCUUCGUCCCCUUCGCCGUACCGGCCGGCGCCUCUGGCGUCGAUGCCACCGCAGCUAGACCCGGCCGAGUACGACACGUCGCUUGAGAAACGCCGCGCCGAAGCCGAGCGCCUGGCCAUCCGCGCCCGUCUCAAGCGCCAGUACCUCUUGCAACUCAACGAUCCCCGGCGGACCCAGAUCAUCGAGGACAUUGGCGUGAAUCGUUGGAAUUAUGCCAGAAUGAACCUUGUCGCUUCUAAUUUCCGCUUCACGCCAAAAACUUCUCUCCUGAGUGCUGUUUUUGGAGUAGGACCUGUUCUUUUCUGGUGGUAUGUCUUCAAAACAGAUAGGGAUCAUAAAGAGAAGCUCAGACAGGAAGGCAAGUAUGAGCAACCAUUCCAUCUCGGCUUUUAAGUUCCUGACAACUGUAUGCUGUAAAUGCUGCUAAAGGGACUUUAAUCUAUCUGUAAGCAUUGGUCCUAUUUCAAAAUAAAUCUCAGUCAGAAAUGUG
Molecule: messenger RNA, 820 nt
Organism: Rhineura floridana
Lineage: Eukaryota; Metazoa; Chordata; Lepidosauria; Squamata; Rhineuridae
Gene: NDUFB4
Product: NADH:ubiquinone oxidoreductase subunit B4
Exons: 4
Coding region: 1-723 (240 amino acids)
Cellular component (GO): mitochondrion
Source: RefSeq, a predicted model, not a curated record